This is a messenger RNA of Acanthosepion pharaonis, 2511 nucleotides long. NCBI's taxonomy places the organism in Eukaryota, Metazoa, Mollusca, Cephalopoda, Sepiida, Sepiidae. The record is from the annotation of a GenBank genome assembly.
AUGAAAUGCCUUAAACACCCGAUGACGUGUCUCAGUGUUUGCUUUCCUCCCCUUCCAGUUAUUCAAUCGGUAACUUUCCUCCUUGUUAUCUCAUGUAACCUUUCCAGUCCAGAGUUUAUUCAAUCGUGCUUUCCCUCCUUGUUAUCUCUCGUAACCUCGAGUCCAGAAAUUAGCGGCUAUUCUCGUCCAAUGAAAUGCCCUUCUCCCGCGACGUCUGGUGUGUUUGCUUUCCUCCCCUUCGGUUAUUCAAUCAUUUCCUCCUCCUUGUUGUCUCAUUUAUUCAAUCCGUGCUUUUCCUCCCUUGUUAUCUCAUUAAACCCCCUCAGUCAGGGUGUGGCUAUUCUCGUCCAAUUAAAUGCCUUAAACUCCCAUGACGUCACAGUGUGUUUGCUUUCCUCCCCUUCAGUUAUUCAAUCCGUGCUUUUCCCUCCUUGUUAUCUCAUUUAUUCAAUCCAUUACUUUUCCUCCCUUGUUAUCUGUGUAACCCCCUCCAGUCCAGAGGUGUGUCUAUUCUCGUCAAUAAAUGCCUUAAACACCAUGACGUCACAGUGUGUUUGCUUUCCUCCCCUUCAGUUAUUCAAUCCAUGCUUUCCCUCCUUGUUAUCUCAUCAACGUCACAGUGUGUUUGCUUUCCUCCCCUUCAGUUAUUCAAUCAAGUACUUUUCCUCCUUGUUAUCUCAUGCUAACCUCCAGUCAGAGACAUUUAUUCGUCCAAUGAAAUACCUUAAACACCCGCGACGUCACAGUAUUGUUGCUUUCACUCCUUCAGUUAUUCAAUCUGCUUUUCCUCCUUGUUAUCUCGUAACGCCCUCGGUCAAAUUCGCGACUGUUCUCGUCCAGCAAAUGCGCCCAAAGCUUACCGCGGCGUCACCGGUGUGUUUGUUUCCUCCCAUUCGUUAUUUAAUCCAUUGCUUUCCUCCUUGUUAUCUCAUUUAUUUCAAUCGUGCUUUUCCCUCCUUGUUAUCUCAUGUAACCCCCUCCAGUCCAGAAGUGUGUCUAUUCUCGUCCAAUGAAAUGCCCUUAAAACCUAUGACGUCACAGUGUGUUUUGCUUUCCCCUUCAGUUAUUCAAUCCCGUGCUUUUCUCGUCCUUGUUAUCUCAUGUAACCCCCCCUCCAGUCCAGGGUGUGUCUAUUCUCGUCCAAUGGCCUCGAAUGAAACCUUAAACACCCAUGACGUCACAGGUGUUUGCUUUCCUCCCUUGUUAUUCAAUCGUGCUUUUCCCUUGUUAUCUCAUGUAACCCCCCAGUCCAGUCAGUUAUUCUAUUCUCGUCCAAUGAAAUGCCUUUUCUUACCUGUGACGUCAGUGUGUUUGCUUUCCUCCCUUCAGUUAUUCAAUCCGUGCUUUUCCCCCUUGUUAUCUCCAACCCCCUGCAGUCCAGAGUUGUUUUGCUUUCCUCCCCUUCAGUUAUUCAAUCCGUGCUUUUCCCUCCUGUUAUUAUCUCAUGUAACCCCCUCCAGUCCAGAGUGUUAUUCAAUCCGUGCUUUUCCCUCCCUUGUUAUCUCAUGUAACCCUCCAGUCAGAGGUGACUAUUCUCGUCCAAUAAAUGCCUUAAACACCAUGACGUCACAGUGUGUUUGCUUUCCUCCCCCCUUCAGUUAUUCUGUGCUUUUCCCUCCCUUGUUAUCUCAUUUAUUCAAUCCGUGCUUUUCCCUCCUUGUUAUCUCAUGUAACCCCCUCAUGUCUCAGAGGUUUUCCUCCCUCUCAGUUAUUUGUCUUUUCUCGUCAAUAGUCCAGAGGUGUGAAUGCCGUCCAAUAAACACCCAUGACGUCUCAGUGUGUUUGCUUUCUCCUCCCCUUCAGUUAUUCAAACCUGUGCUUUUCCCCUCCCUUGUUAUCUCAUGUAACCCCUCCAGUCCAGUUAUUCAAUCGUGCUUUUUCCUCCUUGUUAUCUCAUGUAACCCCUCCAGUCCAGAGGUGUGUCUAUUUCGUCCAAGGAAAUGCCUUAAACACCUGGAGAUGUCUCAGUUCGUCUGCUUCUUUCCUCCCUUCAGUUAUUCAAUCCGUGCUUUUCCCUCCCUUGUUAUCUCAUGUAACCCCUCCAGUCCAGGAGUUAUUCAAUCCGUGCUUUCCCUCCUUGUUGUCUGUGUAACCCCCUCCAGUCCAGAGUUAUUCAAUCCAUGCUUUUCCCUCCUUAUUUAUCUCAUAAACCCUCCAGUCAAGAGGUGUGACUAUUCUCGUCCAAUGAAAUGCCUUAAGCACCUGAUGACGUCACAGUUCGUUUGCUUUUCCUCCCUUCUAGUUAUUCAAUCCGUCUUUUUCCCUCCCUUGUUAUCUCAUUCCGUUUACUUUUCCUCCUUCAGUUAUUCAAUCCGUCUUUUCACUCCUUGUUAUCUCCAUGUAGCCUCCAGUCCCAGAGAGUGUAUUCUCGUCCAAUGGUACUAUACAACUCCCCUUGACGUCACAGUGUGUUUGCUUUCCUCCCCUUCAGUUAUUCAAUCCGUGCUUUUCCCUCCUGUUAUCUCAUAUAACCCCCUCCAGUCCAGAGGUGUGUCUAUUUCUCGUCAAUGA